Molecule: messenger RNA, 2937 nt
Organism: Rhodotorula toruloides NP11
Lineage: Eukaryota; Fungi; Basidiomycota; Microbotryomycetes; Sporidiobolales; Sporidiobolaceae
Product: coatomer protein complex, subunit beta
Exons: 11
Coding region: 1-2937 (978 amino acids)
Biological process (GO): intracellular protein transport; endoplasmic reticulum to Golgi vesicle-mediated transport; intra-Golgi vesicle-mediated transport
Cellular component (GO): COPI vesicle coat; cytoplasm
Molecular function (GO): structural molecule activity
Source: RefSeq, a predicted model, not a curated record
AUGGCGACCUCCUCCUCCUCCGCACCGUGCUUCACCCUCGUGGCCGAAGAUCCCGCGUCGGACUCGCUUGCAUCGCUGCAGACGGCCGACCUCCGCGCCGCGCUCGAGAAGGGCACGGACGAACUCAAGCUCGACACGCUGAGGAGGAUCAUUGUCGCGACACUCAAUGGACAGCCGCAGCCCGCCCUCCUGAUGCCCAUAAUUCAAUUCGUCCUCCCCUCCAAAUCCAAGCAAAUCAAGAAACUCCUCCACUUCUACUGGGAGAUCUGCCCCAAGUUGGAUGAGAAUGGCAAGUUGAAGCAGGAGAUGAUCUUGGUUUGCAACGCCAUCCGAAACGACCUCCAACACCCGAACGAAUACAUCCGCGGCGCGACCCUCCGCUUCCUCCAAAAGAUCCGCGAGCCCGAACUGCUCGAGCCGCUCGUGCCCACCUGCCGAGCCUGCCUGGAACACCGACACAGCUAUGUGCGCAAGAAUGCGGUCAUGGCCAUCUUCCAGAUUUACAAGAACUUUGAGUACCUCAUCCCGGACGCGCCCGAGUUGAUCCAGACAUUCAUGGCCGCGGAAUCGGACACGACGUCGAUCCGGAACGCGUUCACGAUGCUCCAGGCGGUCGCCCCCUCGCGCGCCGUCGAGUACUUCCUCUCGAUCUACGACCAGGUCGCCAACCUCGACGAGAUGAUGCAGCUCUCUGUGAUCGAGUUGAUCCGCAAGAAGGCGCCCUCGGCAGCAGAAGGUUCGCUCAAGGCGCGCUACAUCAAGUGUAUCUUUGAGCUGCUCAAUUCGGGCUCGCACUCGGUCAAGUACGAGGCAGCGGCGACCCUCACGACCUUGACGCAGAACCCGGCAGCCGUCAAAGCCGCUGCAUCGUGCCUCGUCCAGCUCGUCCUGAGCGAGCCCUCGAACAACGUCAAGAUGAUUGUCCUUUCGCGCGUUGCGGCGCUGCACCAGAAGCACGAACAUGUCCUCGACGACCUCGUGACGGACCUCUUGCGCGUGCUUGCGAGCCCGGACAUGGACGUCCGGAAGAAGGCGCUCGCGAUCGCGAUGGACAUGGUCAACGGCAGGAAUGUCGAUGAUGUCGUCGGGUUUCUCAAGAAGGAGCUUGCGCGCACGACGGACCCGUCGUUCGACAAGGCGACCGAGUACAGGCAGUUGUUGAUCCAGACGAUCCACACCUGCGCGAUUCGUCACUCGGAAGUCGCCUCGUCCGUCGUGCACGUACUCAUGGACUUCCUCGGGGACGCAUCGAACGCCUCGGCCGUCGACGUCGUCGCCUUCGUCCGCGAGGUCGUCGAAAAAUUCCCGGACCUCCGGCAAGGGAUCGUCGCCAAGUUGCUCGACACGUUCGGCGAGAUCAAGAGCGGCAAGGUGUUCCGUGGCGCGAUGUGGAUCGUCGGAGAGUACGCCGGGAGCGUCGAGGAGGUCCGUCAGGCGAUGCAGCAGGUCCGCAAGGUCAUCGGCGAGGUGCCCAUCCUCGCGUCCGAGCAGCGCCUCCUCGACCAGGCCGAACAAGACGCGGCAGCCGAGGCGGACCAGGUCAACGGCGACUCGGCGCUCGUGCAGAAGCCUACCGCGACAAGCACGACCCGCGUCCUCGCAGACGGGACCUACGCCACCGAGACGGUCUUCUCGUCGUCCUCGGCGACCGCAGCCGCCUCGCUCGAGGCUGUCAAAGCUGCCGCCAAGCCUCCCCUCCGCGCGCUCAUCCUCGGCGGAGACUUUUACACCGCGACUGUCCUCGCGGCGACGCUCACCAAGCUCGUCAUGCGCUUCAAGGAGCUUGUCGGUGCGGGCGAGGCACGCGCUGUCAACGAGUUGCGGGCCGAGUGCAUGCUCAUCAUGACCUCGAUCAUCCGCGUCGGCCAGUCCCACUUUGCGUCGGUGCCGAUCGACGAGGACGCGCAAGAGCGCAUCAUGUCGUGCCUCCAGGCGCUCGCCGAGCUCGACAAUGCCUCCGCCGGGUCAGACCGCGCGCGCGUUGUCGAGGAGAUCUUCCUCCGCGACACGCAGGCGGCGUACGCCAAGAUGGUCGAGCACGAGGAGAAGAAGGCGCUGGAGAAGAAGAAGCGCGAGGACAAGGCGCAGGCUGUCCAGGCGGACGACUUGAUCCAGUUCCGCCAGCUCGCGAAGAAGCAGCCUGGUGCGGACGCCGCCGACGAGUACGAGACCGACUUGACCAAGGCGACGGGCGCGACGGACGCGGCCAAGGACGACUUUGUCUCGAAGCUGCAGCGUGUCGUGCAGCUGACGGGCUUCUCGGACCCGGUCUACGCCGAAGCCUACGUUCACGUCCAGGGCUUCGACAUCCUCCUCGAUGUCCUCAUCGUCAACCAGACGCUCGAGACGCUCCAAAACUUGACGUGCGAGUUUGCGACGCUGGGAGACCUCCGCCUCCUCGAGCGACCAGUGCCGUACACACUCGGCCCGCAGAGCUUCCAGAGCGUCAAGGCGACCAUCAAAGUCUCGUCGACGGAGACGGGCGUCAUCUUCGGCAACAUCUUCUACGACGGCGCGCACACGACCGACAGCCACUGCGUCGUCCUCAACGACAUCCACAUCGACAUCCUCGACUACAUCACGCCGGCGUAUUGUAACGAGGGGCAGUUCCGGAGCAUGUGGACCGAGUUUGAGUGGGAGAACAAGGUCAACGUCAACACGAGCAUCGACGACUUGCGAAGCUACCUCCAGCACAUCAUGUCGUCGACGAACAUGGCGUGCCUCACGCCCGACGCGGCGCUCGAGGGCGACUGCGGCUUCCUCUCGGCGAACCUGUACGCGCGGUCGCUGUUCGGCGAGGACGCGUUGGCCAACUUGUCGAUCGAGAAGCUCGCCGACGGGACGUUGCAGGGCCACGUCCGCAUCCGGAGCAAGACGCAGGGUAUCGCGCUCAGCCUCGGCGACCGGAUCACCAUCUCGCAGAAGAACCUCCCGUAG